Messenger RNA from Cuscuta epithymum, 1120 nucleotides. The record is from the annotation of a GenBank genome assembly. Lineage: Eukaryota; Viridiplantae; Streptophyta; Magnoliopsida; Solanales; Convolvulaceae.
CCACCUACUAUUUUGAAAAAGUCAAUUAAGUCCACGUACUAUUUUUCAAUCAAUUAAGUAUACAAAGUCUCAAAUUUUCACCAAUUGGGUCAUUUAAUCGGUAACUAACCGGUAACCCUUCUAGUGUUGCGGUGGAUGCCACUUAAAUAUUUUGUACUUUUUUUUUAUUUUUUCCCAUUUUGUUUUUCAUUUUUAUUUUUUUUCUUUCUCCUGCUUGUCUCUGUAACUCAGCCCCCUUCCCCAUUUCGUCUCUGCGAACUCCCCCUGCUUUAUUCCGUUUUUUCUUAUUCCCAUUUUUUCUCUGCAACUUCUCCCAUCUUCUUCUAUCUCUUCUUCUUCCCUACUUCUACCCCACGGCUCCACCUGACCUCCCCCUCCCUUCAUUCUUUCCCAUCCAGUAGUUCACCCCCAUCUAGCCUUCUUUCCCUUUUUUCUUUUCUCCUUUCUCUUCUUCUCCAUUCUACAACUUCUACCUCAACGGCUCAACCGACCUUCUAUCCCUCCUCUUUCAUGGCUAGAGAAGGAGAAUAUGGCAACCCGCCGGCAACCCUUGCUCCUCUUCAAUCGCAACCAGACGGCGGUGGCAGAGCUCGACGGCGGCAGCAGCAGAGCUCGACGGAGAUGGAAAUGGAAGAUACAGAGAUCGACAGUGGAAGAAAGAUGAAAGCUAGAGGGGGAGAAGGAAGGAAGAAAGAGGAGAAGAGAAAUAAGAAAAGGGGAGGAGUUGCAGAAAUGGGAGAAGGGGGAAGAAGAAAGAAUUAAAAAAAGGGAAAAGAUAAUCUAAUGCCACACAGACGCCAAUGAAGCGCUGACAAGGAAAAAAAGCCAUGUGGAAGUUCCACAUAGGCGGAUUAACAGGGAAACCGACCCAUUACCGGAGAAAAAGGCAUAUUUGGUCAUUUUUGAGUACUUGAUAGACUUAAUUGAUUGAAAAAAUAGUAUGUGGAUGACUUUUUUGAAAUAGUAGGUGGACUGAUUUGACAGUUUUCCCAAACUUAAACUAAUGUCCUCGCUUAGUAUUUUAGCUUUAGUGACAAAACCGACAAAAAGAUUCCCACGAUUGAAUUACAUAUGCGACAAAAUUAAUAAAACAAGUCACCUAUUAAAUAAAAUAUUCCUA